Rangifer tarandus platyrhynchus (Svalbard reindeer) is the source of this 405-nucleotide messenger RNA. NCBI's taxonomy places the organism in Eukaryota, Metazoa, Chordata, Mammalia, Artiodactyla, Cervidae. The record is from the annotation of a GenBank genome assembly.
AUGGGGCGCGAAGCGUCCUCGGAGCCCGGGCGACCGCCGGCUUACGGCCGCCAAGGGCCCUGUAGGUGGAGGUCAAAGGGUCAGCGGGCCGAGACCGCAAGAGAAUUGACCCUAGGAAAUGAGGUCCCCUCCCCCCCCCCCCCGCCCCAGCUUCGACCGGGCCUGCAAGAACUUGGUGUGUGCAGAGGGACCCCGGGCGCCCCCACGAGGGGUCUGAGGACCCCGAGCGGGAGCCCUGACUUCCGCGACGCCUCGUCCCGGGGCCGAGCCCGACUCGACUUGGGUCUCGAGGGGGAAGACCGCCCGAAAGAAAAGCUGCCUGGCUGCGGGGCUGAGAUCCCGCGCUUCAGGGGAUGGGCAGACCGGAGGCGACUCUUUCAGAAACUUAAGGGCCAAGGCCCUUAG